This is a messenger RNA of Vombatus ursinus (common wombat), 1005 nucleotides long. Its product is annotated as translation initiation factor IF-2-like. NCBI's taxonomy places the organism in Eukaryota, Metazoa, Chordata, Mammalia, Diprotodontia, Vombatidae. The record is from RefSeq and is a predicted model, not a curated record. The transcript has 4 exons. The coding region runs from base 1 to 1005 and encodes 334 amino acids.
AUGAACCGGGCUUUGUGCGCAACCUACUCCUGCCCUCCGACCAGCCCCCCGAGGCCUUCGGCCCCAGACCAGAAAGGCCAGACCGUCCCUCUGCCACUCACCGGCACACCUCAGGGUCCAAGGAGUGGCUGUGUGUACAUGCUCUGUCAGACUGACUGUGCCAAAGCACACUCUGCCCAUGCCACCUCCCCACCCCACCCUCACCUGACAGCCAGUGGAGGGGCCUCCUUGGUCCUCACACCAGACACUCCAGCUCCUACCCAGGGCAUUUUCAUGGGCUGUCCUCCGCGCCUGGAACACUCUCCCUCCCCCUAUCCGCCUGCUGGUCUCCCUGGCCCCCUGCAAGUCUCAGGAAGACAGGGGUCCCCGGGAGGGGUGGGGAGAAGAAUGUGGACCCUCAGGGGAGAGAUGAGGAUCCCAGGGGUCCGGGAUCUCCCAAGAGAAAUGGAAGAAGAAUGGGAAUCUUGGGAGAGGAACGGGGACCCUCUUGGAGGAGGGCAGGGGUCCCUGGGGAAGGAUGGGGAGAACAACGGGGACCCUGGGAGAGGAAUGGAGACCCCCUGGGGUAAGAGGACAGGGAUCCCCCAGGACGGGGACAAGAACGAGGCCCCCGGGAGAGGAAUGGGGCCCCCCCAGGAAGGACGGGGCGCCCCGGGGGGGAGGCAGGCCCCGGCCGGCCGCCCCGCUCCGCACUCACCGGCGGCCCUGGCCCGGCGGCUCGCGGCGCUCGCUGGUCGGCCUAGGGGCCGGGAGGCGGCGGCUCUGGGCUCUGGGCUCGGCUCGGGCUGCGGACGUGGCGCCCGCGCGGCCCGCCCUCCUCCCGGACACACGCUGGGCCUCCCACCCGCCCCUACCCACGCCCACCCGGCCGCUCACUCCUCCCAGCGCCGCCCGCUCGCUCCCGCGCCAGCUCUGGCGGGGCCGCGCGCGCGCGCGCGCUCCCCAACGCCGCCGGGGGGCCGCCGCCGGCCGAGCGCCCCUUCCCGCGCCUGCGUGGCUGCGUAG